CACUUUAUCAUGUGAUUUGUGAUUUGUCAAAUAUUUCUGAUAACCGAAUGGCAGGCCAAAGCAAAACGAGGAAUUGAGAGAAAUUGCUGAUUUUUCAAUUAAGCCGCAUUCUAUUUAGCUGGAAAGAUGUCGACCAAGAACAAGAAAGCCGCCGGUGGCAACGGAGGUGCGCCUAAACAAACCCGCCAGCAGUCGCACGACUCGCAGGACUAUAGCUCCUUCAAGACAGUGCUCUUCUACUGCAUGCUCAUCGUUUUCCUGCCCGUGCUGACCUUCUUCGUGCUGAAGGGCUUCGUUCUAGACCAGUUCCUCAACAUUUCCGAAGUCAAAGUGAACAUAGCAUCCGCCGUGGGAGCGGUCGUUGCAUUGCACAUCGCUCUGGGCCUCUAUAUCUACAGGGCCUACUUCGGAGCACCCGGUUCCAAGGGCUCCAAAACGGACUAAUCCUCAUCUACCCCGGACUGUUACCCCAUUUCCAUUAACUUUAAGUCGGUAGAGCACUCUUGUACAUACAUACAUGCUACAUAUAUAGAUACAAUUGUUUACAUGCCAGCGAGAGAGGAGAAAGUCGCCUGUAAACCGUGUGUAAUCGCUUUUCAUUGCAUAAGUUUCGAUAACAGCGUGGAAAACGUGUUGUGUUGUGUAGUGUUCUGUGUGCAUAAUUUGUAUUAAAAAUAUACAUGAAUAAGUGAAA
Molecule: messenger RNA, 694 nt
Organism: Drosophila sechellia
Lineage: Eukaryota; Metazoa; Arthropoda; Insecta; Diptera; Drosophilidae
Product: vacuolar ATPase assembly integral membrane protein VMA21 homolog
Exons: 2
Coding region: 127-444 (105 amino acids)
Biological process (GO): vacuolar proton-transporting V-type ATPase complex assembly
Source: RefSeq, a predicted model, not a curated record